GUAGUUCAGCACGCUCGGCCGACCGGAUGCAGUUCGCGGUUGCUUCUUCUGAAAGUGGGGAUCAUGGAGCCGCGGCUGCGAGUGUUGGAGUUAUACAGCGGGGUCGGAGGGAUGCACUAUGCAUUGAAGGGAAGUGGAAUACCUGCAGAAGUUGUGGCAGCUGUUGAUGUGAAUACAGUGGCCAAUAAGGUUUACGCACACAAUUUUCCUUCCACACCAUUGUGGCCAAAAACAAUUGAGGGAAUAACACUGAAAGAACUCAACAGCUUAUCUUUUGAUAUGAUUUUAAUGAGUCCUCCUUGUCAGCCCUUUACGAGAAUUGGUCGACAAGGUGAUAUUUCUGACCCUAGGAGCAAAAGUUUUCUCUAUAUUUUAGAUAUUCUUCCAAAGCUUACAAGGCUGCCAAAAUAUUUACUUUUAGAAAAUGUCAAAGGUUUUGAAACAUCUUCUGCCAGGGAUGAACUUAUACGAACAUUAAAAAAAUGUGGAUUUACAUAUCAAGAAUUUCUGUUGUCUCCAACUUGUAUUGGGAUUCCAAACUCAAGACUGAGGUACUUCCUGAUUGCAAGACUCCAUUCAGAGCCCUUUUCUUUUCUAACACCUGGGAAGAUUUUGACUGAUUUCCCAAGCCAGGAAACAGAGAAUUCAAAGACAUGUAAGGUUGCUGCAACUGUGGCAGGUGGUGGUUCUCAAGGACUUAUGAAAGACCCCAGUUCUUGUCAUGAUGCUAAAGGCAAGCAGUGCCUAGAGAAGGAGGAGUUUCUGUAUAAACUUGAAACAGAGUCAGAAUUGGAAAGAAAACAGCAGUGGGACAACAAUCUGUCUUUACAGAUGCUCAAAAAUUUUCUCCAAGAUGACAGAGAAGAGCUGAGUCGGUACUUCUUACCACUGAAGUCCUUGCUACGUUAUGCUCUCCUUUUAGAUAUUGUCAGACCCACUUGCAGAAGAUCUACAUGUUUCACAAAAGGGUAUGGACACUACGUAGAAGGAACGGGUUCCGUGUUACAGAUGGCAGAAAAUAUUCAGCUUGAAUCCGUAUUUAAAUCCUUUGAUGAUUUGUCUGAAGAUGAAAAGCUUAAGAAUCUAUCAAUGCUUCAACUGCGGUAUUUUACUCCGAGAGAGAUAGCAAAUCUGCAUGGAUUUCCCCCUGAAUUUGAUUUUCCUGAAAACAUUGCCAUAAAACAGUGUUACCGUCUACUUGGAAACAGCCUCAGCGUGUUUGUGGUUGCUAAAUUAAUUUCAUUUCUCGUUGUUGACCCUAUCAAUAAGUGAUGAAUUGUUCAAGUGAACUUUCUGGGACCAUUAUACUACAUCAGAAUAUGGAUUUCUUUCUUGGAAGAAGAUUGAAUCUGAUUACUAUGGUAUAUUUGUGUGGAUGCUCAUCUUUGUUUAUAAAAUAAAUAAUUGUCUAAUGUG
This is a messenger RNA of Ahaetulla prasina, 1416 nucleotides long. It is a transcript of the gene TRDMT1, whose product is annotated as tRNA aspartic acid methyltransferase 1. Gene Ontology annotation, molecular function: methyltransferase activity. The transcript has 11 exons. Lineage: Eukaryota; Metazoa; Chordata; Lepidosauria; Squamata; Colubridae. The record is from RefSeq and is a predicted model, not a curated record. The coding region runs from base 64 to 1272 and encodes 402 amino acids.